AUGAUCAAUGACUUUGGGGCACCUGCUGCAGAAAAUCAGAAAGGCCGCCAUCUUAUUGAGUUUUCCGACCCCAAGAUUGAGAGCCACAACAUCCUGCACAUCUUCUUGACCGCUAUCACUCCACAGAAGGAUCUCUUUAAGCCGAUGGUGCCUUCAGAUCGGAGGGUGGUCCAGGAGAUACGCUGCUACAAAGGUCGAAAUCAGAAUGUCAUCACUCCUAUCGACAUUUUUGUUGCUGCCGCCCAGCUAGACCUUCCCUAUGUUGCUGCCAAGGUCAUCGAGGUCUACACUAUAGCCGACAUCGUCUCAAAAGUGCCUGUGACCUGGCCUGUUCUCUCAUCUCACGCAGAAUUCGACAUUGAAAACUUGGAACCGAAGGCUUGGGAAAUGAUACCUGGCAUCUAUAUGCGUGCACUCUACCGAGCAUCGACUCCAUUCUACCCGCUUCAAUCUCCUCAUUCGGCCAACAAUUACUGUACUCGAUGCCGUCAAUACACGACGAAGAAUUCUCAGAAAGCUGCCAAGUUCUUGGAGGAAGUGUUGGCCCCUUCAAAGGAGUGA
Molecule: messenger RNA, 561 nt
Organism: Cryptococcus wingfieldii CBS 7118
Lineage: Eukaryota; Fungi; Basidiomycota; Tremellomycetes; Tremellales; Cryptococcaceae
Exons: 2
Coding region: 1-561 (186 amino acids)
Source: RefSeq, a predicted model, not a curated record